UAUUAGCCUCCCUCUCUAACUUUACCUUUUCUUCUUUCUUCUUUCUUCUUCCUGAAGAACCCUAAAAUAAUUUAUUAAUGGCGAUAUUUUUACCAGAGAGCUCUUCAAACUUGGAUCUUACUAUCUCCGUUCCAGGCUUCUCUUCCUCUCCUCCUUCGGAUGAAGGAAGUGGAGGAGGAAGGGAACAGCUAAAGCUAGACAUGAAUCGAUUGCCGUCCUCUGAAGACGAUGAAGAACUCAGCCACGGUGGCUCUGCUCCUCCGCGAAAGAAACUCCGUCUAACCAGAGAACAGUCUCGUCUUCUUGAAGAUAGUUUCAGACAGAAUCAUACCCUUAAUCCCAAACAAAAGGAAGCACUUGCAAAGCAUUUGAUGCUACGGCCAAGACAAAUUGAAGUUUGGUUCCAAAACCGUAGAGCAAGGAGCAAAUUAAAGCAAACUGAGAUGGAAUGUGAGUAUCUGAAAAGGUGGUUUGGCUCAUUAACAGAGCAAAACCACAUGCUCCAUAGAGAAGUAGAAGAGCUUAGAGCCAUGAAGGCGGGUCCAUCCACCGCGACCUCCGCCUCGAGCCGCACUAUGUGUCCUCGCUGCGAGCGAGUCACAACUGCAGCGAGUCCCUCCUUGGCGGCUCCAGCCAAGAAAACUCUUCCGCUGCAAGACCGUGAACAUUGAUUUACGUAUUUUAAUUAUUAUUACAUAUGGUUUAGAAGAUUAACGAGGGUCAACCCAUGCAUUAGCCAAGGGAUAACAAUUAUCACAUGAUUUCGUGUAAAUAGUAUUUAAGGGUUAUAUUCUAUGCGCGCACAACAAAUCCGUGUAAAUAUUUUUAUUUUAAUCAGAAAGCCAGUAUCCUUAUCCUUAUUUUUGUUGGGC
This is a messenger RNA of Eruca vesicaria subsp. sativa (arugula), 872 nucleotides long. The record is from the annotation of a GenBank genome assembly. Lineage: Eukaryota; Viridiplantae; Streptophyta; Magnoliopsida; Brassicales; Brassicaceae.